Messenger RNA from Diaporthe citri, 4614 nucleotides. RefSeq lists its product as uncharacterized. Lineage: Eukaryota; Fungi; Ascomycota; Sordariomycetes; Diaporthales; Diaporthaceae. Gene Ontology annotation, molecular function: protein binding. Bases 1 to 4614 code for a protein of 1537 amino acids. The record is from RefSeq and is a predicted model, not a curated record. The transcript has 8 exons.
AUGUGCGCAGCUCUGCAGUUUGACGAUAUCGUCAAGGUCGGACUCAUGUUCGACCCCAGUGGCUACGGGACAAUUGUCUGGGGGGUGCUCUCCGGCGUGCUGAAGCUGGUGCAGAACGACAAGAAUAGGGCCGAUGCCGUAUUUGAAUCAGCGGCGGUGCUAGCAAAGUUCUUGCCCAAAUAUGCAAUCAUUGAGGACCAUUAUCGGGACAGGCAGACGCAAGAACAGAAAGCCUUCGAAGAUCAGAUCAGGAACGUGUACGCUUCCAUCCUGAAGUAUUCCGCAUGUGUACAGAAGCAGCUCGAUCUGUCCAUUGCAGGUCGGCUGUCGGAAAGCUUCUGCACCGUGGACAACCGGGACAUCAAGAUCCUCAAAGACGAAUUGACGGCCAAUGAUGAGACAGUGACCGAGAAGGCCCACUUGGUAGCACACCAGUAUCGGAAGCAGGAGUUCCAGAAACUUGAAACCCAGGCAGUGGAGGCCCUAAACAAGGUUGACCUCUCAAUUCAGAGAAUCCUUCAAGCUGAGAAGCUUAGGACCCUCAAGUGGUUGUCAGACAGUCCGCUCACUGAUAAACAACAGCAACUGCGAAGUAAAGUUGAAAAGCUCAACAAGAAUUCCGGAAAGUGGCUUCUCGCAUCAAGAGAAUACACAUCUUGGCUGAAGUUGCCACAUUCCUUUCUCUGGCUAUAUGGAACAUCAGGCUGUGGAAAAUCCAUACUCUGCUCCACAGUAGUCAAACAACUGGCAGGGUCUGUCGCCAAGAAUGACAACAUGAUAGUCGCGUACUGGUACUUUGACAACGCCGAUCCACAGACCCAAGACCUCCAACGCCUAGUACGCCUCGUCCUCCGCCGAACUUCGGCCAAGGCGACGCCAUUUCCCGAACCUGUGCGUGAUCUGGCGAACAAGCACGAGGCCGCCGGUUCUGCGCCCGGCAUCACAGCACUCAUGAAGGCUCUGCAGGCCACCAUUGCCGCCCUGGAGGAGGAACUAUUCCUCGUACUAGACGCUAUCGACGAGUAUCAGACGGGUAAAGAGACCUUUCGCGAGGAGUUCCUGGACUUCCUAGUCGAGUUGGGCAAUGCAAAGCUGCCCAAGCUGCACAUUCUUGUCACUUCUGUAUCUGAAAUUGGUAUCAAGACUGCCUUCGCACGCAUCCGGCCCACGCCAGCAAAUAUGGAUAUUGAGAAGAGAUUCCGGAUCGUAUCGUUACAGCUCGAGGACCUGCGUAAAUGUUACGACGACAGCCAAAUUGAUGCUGUCUUGAGCAGGAUCCCGGGGAGUAUCGAGGACGCAUAUCUGCGUAAAUUACAAGGUGUCCCAUCAAAGGAUGCCCGCAGGCUUAGACACAUCUUCUGCUGGAUCUCGGUGGCAGCUCGGCAACUGACGACCUCUGAACUCGCAGCGGCUCCCGGGGUCGAGCUUCCGAACCCAGAAGAUCUGUCCAAUAUCUGUCCCAGCAGUAUGAUCCGGCUAGAGCAACAGAGACCCCCCGAUGAGGACCAAAUCGACCUGCCGCAGGAGGCAGUUCACAGUUCGUCUCGCACGGAAACGAAUGUCGUGACCUUUGACCAUCCCUCUGUAAAGAGGUUCCUCUACUCCCGUAAGCUGCAAGAUUCUGCUGAAAACCAAGUGUCGCAAUUCUUUGUCUCGGAGAAGGAUGUACACGCUGAGUUCACGAGACUCAUGGUCGACCAUCUUCUUGCAAUCGAACAACCCAGCAUAAGGUCCUCGAUAGCUGUAUCAACCCCAUUCAUUCCGUAUGCCGCACGAUAUUGGCACGAGCAUUUGCGGAGCAGCGGAAGUAGCCUUGAAGAGGACAAAGUGCUGAGCUCCAAGCUCUUGACUUUGUUCAGAGACCCGAUGAGCCCGGCCUAUCUCAACUGGAUACGCACCUGGGACCCGGAGAGGAAAACAACAGACUCUGGUCUGACCACGGACAGUUGCCCCUCGCCAUUGUACAUGGCUAUCUUUCUGAGACUCGAGAGUAUCUCGAGGAUUCUUAUCGACGAGGGCUCAUACAUCAAUGGAACCGGUGGCCUAAUGUGCACUAGCCUGCAGCUGGCCUCGCAGCGAGAGGACAUUGAGAUAUCACAGAAGCUUGUAGCAUCUGGAGAGGACAUUGACAGGAUUUCGCGUGAUCAACCGACAGCACUUUUCAUCGCUGUCGAUCACAGCAAUGCGAAACUCGUGCAGAUGUUACUGGAGGCGGGCGCAAAGCCAGAUGCAGGAAGCCCCCAGAAUCGCUCGGCACUUCAACUUGCAAGUUUGAGAGGCUCUAAAAGUAUUGUUGAAUUGCUGGUUGCUUCAGGAGCCGAUGUCAACCUCCGAAGUGGGUCCUUCGGGACUGCCUUGCAAGCAGCAGCUGCUGCCGGACAUACCGACAUCGUGGGUAUCCUACUUGACAAACGCGCCAAAUUAGACACGGUAGGCGGCUUGCUUGGGACCGCUAUUCAGGCCGCUCAGACUGGUGGGCACUCUGGGGUGGUAACACAGCUUGCUGACAGAGGCGCCGCGUGGGACGAAGAAGGAGAUUCUAGGAAGGGGCAGUUGGGGACGGAGAGCAAACACUAUGUCUACAGGGCGUUGUUUUGGGCGCUUCUUUUACGGGGCCAGGAUGAAGCCCAGGGACUGAUGAAGCUAUACGAUGCACAUGAUGAGGUGGCAAUCCAUUUGGACCUGGAGAUGGACAAGUUCAGUUUCACCAUCCUCCCGCUGGCGUCUUCUCAGAUGGCAAUAGAGCGCAGUACCUCGGACGAAUUGCGAAUUGCGAGGCAUGAGUUGGUGAAAUGUUACGCUUUGGCCUUCGAGGUGGUCAGCCGGGUUCUGCAGCAACUGCAAUCGAGCAAAGGGAUGACAACCCCGCUCGCCGCUCGAACAAUUAAGUGGGACUCUUUGAACGAAUUCCAACGACAAUAUGAGAAGCUUGAGUCGCUUAUGAGGAUAGCACGCCUGCAGGAGCUAUCCUCUUGCAACAAGUGCGCAAAAAAGGGGCUGGACUGCCCCGGGUACGGCAUCAGGUACCGCUUCGCGGACGGGAAAACAGCCUCAUCCACCGAGUUCGAGCCGGCAGAGAGCUCGCGCAACGCUUCACCACCGUCUCCGGCGUCAUCAUUCUCCGCAAAGCGCCGACAGCCUGACCUGAAAUGGGUUGACGUGUCUAGUCGGGUGAAGAGGGCGAGGGCAACUGGCAAGCGACGGCCAAGCGCGGACGCCACUACAGGCGCAGCAACGCCCCUGAGCUCAACCGUGAGGAGUUCUGGGGAGGCCCUGGACAUCGCUCGACGACAACAAGGCAUUCAUGCAUUUGGCCCGAGUCAACAAUACAUCGACAGUGGAGGCCAUGAUCACCACUACUGGACUCGCCAAAUCAGGGGUACGUCGCCGCAGGAGACUUUCGAAUCAUCGUCUGCUCACGGCAGCGAGGACGACGUGAUUGAGAUCAUGCGAACGGGUGACCUUGACUGCACACUGGCUCGGCCAGAAUUCUCACCAAUACCGAAAACCCUACCCUCUUUGCUCUCGAACCCAGACCCGCGGAUACGCCUCCUCUUCAAGCACUUCUCAACCCACGUCUCGCCGGUGAUGCUCAUGUACGACGAUGAGGCCAACGGCUACCGACGCCAGAUACUCCCCCUCGCCCACGCCGACCCCAUCGUCGAGCGCGCCGUGUGUGUCGCAGCAGCGUUCCACCUGUCUCGGCAGGUCCCGGAGCUGCGCCUCCCCGCCGAGUCGGGCCGCGCCGCCAUCGUCAGCAAGCUGUCGUCCGAGGUUGACCUCAGCGACUCGACCUGGGCGACUCUCAUUCUGCUCAUCGUCGCGGACCUGGUGACGGGCCACGAACACGUGCUUGCGCUGUACAAGAUGCUUGUUGCUUUCCUGGACGCCCGAGGCCAUCCUGGAGAAGCGGCAUCACCACUGCAGAAUUUCUUGUAUAACCAGUCAAAAUUAAUAUCGUUGUUUGCCUACCCCAUCCUGGGCAAGUCAAAAGCAGUGGCCGACUUCUCCAAAUUCCUCACCGGCCUCAUGGCGAGCCACGAGCAACUCAAGCAACGCCAACGCCAGAGCGUGGAGUUCCUCGUCAGCAGCGCCCCGCUCCCGACGAGCACGCAGUGGCUGUUCGACUCCCGGACGCGGCUGUACAUGGAGAUCACCCGCGCCGCGACAGAGAUAUACGUCCUGCGCGCCUGCACCCCAGACGACAGCUCGCCCGGCACGGCCUUGGCCCCGGCCACGGCCAGCAGGUCCGAGACGACGGUGCUGCCGCUGCUGCCGAACCUGGACGCGACCGAGACGGCCAUGGACGAGACGUACAGCCCGCUCGAGAGCAUGCCGGACCGGAUCGCCCUCAUACGCGGGCUCUUCGAGCAGGUCGACCCGUCGGCGCCGGGCUCGCACACCAUCGUGUGGCCCGCGUUCAUCGCGGCGGCCGAGUCGCGCGAGGACGACAACAGGGAGUUCUUCUCGUCCGUCCUGAGGAGGCUGUGGCAGUCUACCGGGUACGACAACGUGCUCCGGGGAUUGGAUGCGCUGCCGGCGCUGUGGGAGAGGCAGAGGAGUGGCCAGAGGUGGACGGCUGCGCUGCAGGAGCUUAAGACUGUUGUCAUGUGA